AUGGGAGGGGCUACAGACGAUCUUGAACUUGUUGACGUCGUCAAUGCAGAUGGCUUAACAGCAUUUGUGUUGCUGCUAUACAAUGAAGAUGACGUCAAAGUUGAUAAUGUCAUUGGUGUCGUUGUUGUUGUCGGUCUCACGGCGGUUGCUCCUGCUGUUGCAGAGUUCAAUAUUGUUGCUGCUGCUGCUGUUCCGUGCUGUGUGAAAUGUAUCGCUGUUGUCGCCGCUUUUGUCGCUGAGACUUCAUGUGAAAUAGGAGAGGCGUUAGAUUUUUGGGCUGCUGAAUGCGUUUCAUUGAAAAUUAAAUUGAAUUAG
Helobdella robusta is the source of this 315-nucleotide messenger RNA. RefSeq lists its product as hypothetical. NCBI's taxonomy places the organism in Eukaryota, Metazoa, Annelida, Clitellata, Rhynchobdellida, Glossiphoniidae. The coding region runs from base 1 to 315 and encodes 104 amino acids. The transcript has a single exon. The record is from RefSeq and is a predicted model, not a curated record.